GCGGCUGCGGUGUCCUUCGGCGACGUCGAAGCUGCACCCGAAGAGCACUGCCAGGCUCUCGGUGCCGAGGAAGAGGACCUCUGCAAGGACGGGCUGGAGGACCUGAAGGCCGUGUACGGGCGCAAGUUCGGCCUGGGCCUGGACAGGGGCCAGGGCGUCCGCGAGGGCAGGCUGGAGGACCCGAAGAGCCCGUGCAUGUGCGAGCUCGGUCUGGACCUGGGCGAGGACACGAGCCUCUGGAACCUGGGCGAGGACGAGGGCCUCUUCGAGGGCACGCGGGGGGACACCAAGGGCCUGCACAAGCGCAAGUUCGGUCUGGACCUGGACGAGGACAAGAACCUCUGCGAGGACAAGCUGGAUGAGGACCCGAAGGGCAUGCACAAGCGCAAGUUCCGCCUGGACCUGGUCGGGGAGGACGGGCGCGAGGACCCGAAGGACAGGCUCAAGCGCAAGCUCGGCCGGGACUCGGACGGGGACGAGGUCCUCUGCGAGGACAGGCUGGCCGACAUGAAGGGCCUGCGCAAGCGCGAGGUCGGUCUGGACCUGGACGAGGACGAGUGCCUCUCCGAGGACAGGCUGGAGGACUUGAAGGGCAUGCAGAAGCGCCAUUUCAGCUUGGACCUGGUCGGGGACGAAUGCCUCUGCGAGGGCAGACUGGUGGACCCGAAGGGCCCGUGCAUGCGCGAGUUCGGCCUGGACCUGGGCGCGGACGAGAGCCUCUCCGAGGACAGGCUGGAUGACCUGAAGGGCAUGCGCAAGCGCAAGUUCGGUUUGGACCUGGUCGAGGAAGAGGGCCUCUGCGAGGGCAGGCUGGAGGACCUGAAAGGCAUGCGCAAGCGCAAGUUCGGUUUGGACCUGGUCGAGGAAGAGGGCCUGUGCGAGGGCAGGCGGGAAGACCUCAACGGCCAAUACAAGCGCGAGCGCGACCUGGAAGAGGGCGAGGACGUGGGCCUCUGCUUCGCGGGGGCCACCUCCCGCAUCGCCCUCGCGGCGGCCAGCAUUCUCCUGGGGGUCCCACUCAAGGCCCCUCAGGCAUUAGACGACCCUGAGCUCGCCUGA
Messenger RNA from Prorocentrum cordatum, 1059 nucleotides. The record is from the annotation of a GenBank genome assembly. Lineage: Eukaryota; Dinophyceae; Prorocentrales; Prorocentraceae.